This is a messenger RNA of Daucus carota subsp. sativus, 1292 nucleotides long. RefSeq lists its product as uncharacterized. The record is from RefSeq and is a predicted model, not a curated record. Bases 233 to 1180 code for a protein of 315 amino acids. The transcript is spliced from 2 exons. NCBI's taxonomy places the organism in Eukaryota, Viridiplantae, Streptophyta, Magnoliopsida, Apiales, Apiaceae.
CUUGCCAUCAAGAACAUAGCAUGUGAGUGAGCUUGUGCAAGUGUUAUAUAAAUGAUCAAAGAUGAUGGGAAAUGAAAGGAAACACAAAAAUCAUUGGGGUGCAUAGUAUUCCAGACUCUAGCUUUAUAAAGCUGUAGCCUCUAUGUUCAUCUAAUCUUUUCUUCUUUAAAACACCACCAAGCAUUGAACAAAUUCUUUGUGCUUUAUUCUCCAUUAGUCCCAUAGCCAAGCCAUGUUUCACCACUUUCCCAUCCUCUUUUGGUCUCACUUGCUUCUCUUUUCACCUCCAUUAUCACUCCAAUCACCACCACCAACCAUCCCAGCAUUCAUCGAGCAAUCCGACGUCUCCUCAGCCUGCACCUUGCGUUUCUCUGACGACCUUUUCACAGGCAUCAACGAUGCCUGUGCUGCUACCAAAACCAAACUCAACUCACCUCAGCUGCACCGUAGCCGCUGCUGCCCUGUUCUGGCAGCCUGGCUGUACACGGCCUACUCGGACACUGCCCUGGGAAGGAUUAGUCAUGUGCCCGAGAAGACAUCAGAUCUCCCAAUGCUCCCUGAUGAGUCAGAGACUUGUGUCAAGAAUCUCGAAAAAGGGCUGACAAACAAAGGGAUGAAACUAGUAAAACCUAAUGAGACUUGUGAUCUGGUAUACUGCUAUUGUGGGAUUACACUUCACCCCUUAAGCUGUCCAGAGUCAUUUUUUGUUUCGCAAAAAACUGGUAAACUUGUCGGUGAUUCUACCGUGAAGAAGCUCGAGAAAAAUUGUUUAAGUACUGAUCCUAAUGGCCUUAUUGGUCUUGAUGGAUGUUCCAAGUGCUUAAACACUCUCCACCUGCUUAAUGAGAAUAAGACCAGCAAUUCAAGUAAAUCCGAAGAAAGAAACGAUAAAAUGCACAACAGAGAUUGCGAGCUCAUGGGACUAACAUGGCUCCUUGCAAAGAACCGAUCAGCGUACAUCCACACAGUUUCAUCGGUCCUCAGAGCAAUUAUGAUGAGCAAGGACGGUUCCAGUCCUCAGUCAUGCAGUCUUAACAGCGACGGAAUGCCCCUAGCGGUGAACUCCUUUGAGAUCAACAGUCAGCCCUCCAUUCCUCGUCUCAUGUCACCAGUUUAUCUUUUAGUUACAACACUGUCAUUGUCUUACAUGGCCUCCGUGUAUAAUUUAGAAAUUUGGUAGGUUCAUUCAUUUCAUUUCGCCAUUCAGCUUUCAUUUAGUUAUUAGUAACUUAGAGAAUGUAAUUCUUUUCGUUGUACAAUAUGGUGAUCAAUGAGUAGCUAUGUUAUGCGAC